AUGGCGACCACAACCAAGGACCAGAAAUCAAAGCCCAGCAGCUUGCGGUCCAUCCUCGCAGGCUCGACCGCGGGGGCUGUGGAGAUCGCAAUCACAUAUCCGGCUGAGUUUGCGAAAACACGGACACAGCUCAACCGCCGACUAGCGGAAGGCCAGAAGCUCCCGUUUCCGCCGUUUGGAAAGCAGUGGCAGGGAUUCGUAAGUCUUCUUGUCUGGCUCCGUCGAGCAGCAGUGGGAUCCCGCGCUGACAUCGAUCUCUCUCUUUUCCCAGGAUUCGUCGCAUUCGACUCCAUUAAAGCGCUUCUUCAGGAUGAGAACGGCAAGAUUUCGGGUCCAAAGACUGUCGUGGCUGGGUUUGGUGCGGGAUUCACCGAGUCUCUGCUCGCUGUCACCCCGUUCGAGAGUAUCAAAACUCAGCUGAUUGAUGAUCGCAAGUCCGCAAAGCCUCGGAUGCGCGGCUUCCUGCAUGGCAGCAAGAUUAUUUGGCAAGAACGGGGCAUCCGGGGCUUUUUCCAAGGCUUUGUACCCACCACGGCACGACAAGCUGCAAACUCGGCGACCAGGUUCACCAGCUACACGACCCUCAAGCAAAUUGCGGAGGGCUAUGUGGCGCCGGGUGAGAAACUGGGGACCGUGAGUACGUUUGCAAUUGGCGGAGUCGCCGGUCUCAUCACUGUCUAUGUGACACAACCGUUGGAUACGGUCAAGACAAGAAUGCAAUCGCUCGAGGCCAGCAAGAAUUACAAGAACAGUUUCGUCUGCGCGGCAAGGAUUUUCAAGGAUGAGGGCAUCUUGACUUUUUGGUCCGGGGCCAUGCCCCGCCUGGCACGGCUGAUCCUGAGCGGAGGAAUUGUGUUUACUAUGUACGAGAAGAGUAUGGAGUUGCUGGACGUGGUGGAUCCAGAGCGGAGAUACAUCUGA
Messenger RNA from Penicillium riverlandense, 921 nucleotides. Its product is annotated as putative mitochondrial tricarboxylate transporter (Ctp). Gene Ontology annotation, biological process: mitochondrial citrate transmembrane transport. The record is from RefSeq and is a predicted model, not a curated record. The transcript has 9 exons. NCBI's taxonomy places the organism in Eukaryota, Fungi, Ascomycota, Eurotiomycetes, Eurotiales, Aspergillaceae. The coding region runs from base 1 to 921 and encodes 306 amino acids.